Messenger RNA from Talpa occidentalis (Iberian mole), 6337 nucleotides. RefSeq names its product glycerate kinase-like. NCBI's taxonomy places the organism in Eukaryota, Metazoa, Chordata, Mammalia, Eulipotyphla, Talpidae. Gene Ontology annotation, biological process: protein phosphorylation. Gene Ontology annotation, molecular function: glycerate kinase activity. Gene Ontology annotation, cellular component: cytoplasm. The record is from RefSeq and is a predicted model, not a curated record.
CAUCCCAAGUACUUCCGGCCUCCCGCCCUGGACGCUGCCACCGGAGCGUGCGGUGGCAGGCAUGGAUGCCAGGUGGUGCUGAGAUCAGUGGGGCAUGGCUGCAGCCCUGCAGGUCCUGCCCUGUUUGGCCCGAGCCUUCUUGCGCCAGCGGUUCUGGGGGAGUCCAGCAACCCGAAUGGCCAGUGGCAUGGCCCUACCAAAGCUGGCACGGCAGCUAUUUGAAAGCUCUGUGGGUGCUGUGCUGCCAGGCCCCAUGUUGCACCGGGCACUAUCCUUCGAUCCUGAUAGUGGGCAGCUGAAGGUGCGGGACCGGAGCUUUCAACUGCGGCAAAACCUUUACCUGGUGGGCUUUGGUAAGGCUGUGCUGGGAAUGGCAGCUGCUGCUGAGGAGCUACUGGGCCAUCAUCUCGUACAGGGCGUGAUCAGCGUUCCCAGAGGGAUCCGUGCGACCUUGGAGCAUGCUGGCAAGCAGGAGAUGCUGUUGAAGCCACACAGCCGUAUCCAGGUAUUUGAGGGUGCAGAGCACAACCUGCCGGACCGUGAUGCACUACGGGCUGCACUAGCCAUCCAGCAGCUGGCCAGAGGUCUCACAGCUGAUGAUCUGCUGCUUGUGCUCAUCUCAGGUGGGGGCUCAGCUCUCCUGCCCGCUCCCAUCCCACCCAUCACACUGGAGGAGAAGCAGACACUUACCAAGUUGCUGGCAGCCCGAGGAGCCACUAUCCAGGAGCUGAACACCAUUCGGAAGGCCUUAUCCCAGCAGGGUGGUGGACUGGCGCAGGUCGCCUACCCUGCCCAGGUGGUGAGCCUGAUUCUGUCAGACGUGGUGGGGGACCCUCUGGAGUUCAUCGCCAGUGGACCCACUGUGGCCAGUGUCCACAGCGUGCAAGAUUCCCUGCACAUCCUCAAUCGCUACAACCUUCGUGCUGACUUGCCGCGUUCUGUGAAGACUGUGCUGGCUCAGGCCGACUCUGACCCCCAUGGGCCACACACCUGCGGGCAUGUCCUCAAUGUGAUUAUUGGCUCAAACGCAAUGGCACUGGCUGAGACCCAGCAGCAGGCUGAAGCGCUGGGAUACCGAGCUGUGGUGCUGACCGCAGCCAUGCAGGGCGAUGUGAAAAGGGUGGCCCAGUUCUACGGGCUGUUAGCCAGAGUGGCUGGAGCUUGCCUCUCCCAUACUGGGACUGAAACCCUUGUGGAGGAGGACACGCAGCUCCAUGAGCUCGCGACUGAGCUUCAGCUCCCGGACUUGCAGCUGAAGGACUCUCUGAAGGCUGUGGCAGAGGCCAAGGGGCCCAUCUGCCUGCUGGCUGGUGGAGAGCCCACCGUGCAGUUGCAGGGCUUGGGCAGGGGGGGCCGGAACCAGGAACUGGCCCUGCGUGUUGGAGUGGAGCUGGGACGCUGGCCUCUGGGGCCUAUUAAUGUGCUGUUUUUGAGCGGUGGCACUGAUGGGCAGGAUGGGCCCACAGAGGCAGCUGGGGCUUGGGUCACUGCUGAGCUUGCCAGCCAGGCUGCUGCAGAGGACCUGGAUGUGGCCACCUUCCUAGCCCACAAUGACUCACAUACCUUCUUCUGCCGCUUCCAGGGUGGGUCACACCUGCUACGCACAGGGAUGACCGGCACCAAUGUCAUGGACACCCACCUCCUGUUCCUGUGGCCACGGUGAUAGCAUAGGUCAUAUUUUGGGAGUCCAGAGGAGGCCUACAAGGGCGAGGUCCGGGGGUGACAAGGUUGGUCCCUAGGGCUGUACUAGGCCUUAGCACCUCUCCCCUCCUUGGCCUUGGCUGCUUGGUUGGCUCUCCCACCUCCCACCCAGGGCCUCCGCUUUAUAGCCAUCCUCACUCAACCAGAUUGGCAGAUUGGGGUGCUCUUCCACCCCUGCUUUCUGCCAUAGCAGCAGGUACCCCUGAGGAGCAGGGCAAGCCCCUUUACCAGUUUGCUGUUCUCGGGUUUUUUCCCUGGGGCAGCUCUUCUGCUGAGCUCCCAAGCCUGUAUUUUUCUGUGGGGUGAUGCACAGAUUGAAAAUAAAAUGGACCACACUAUGGUUCUCCAUGCAUCUUCCCUCAGAGCAAACACUUGAGGGAAACCAUUGGGGCGAGAAGUGGGGUCAGAUGACAGCUUCAGUGCCUGGAUUUCUCACGCCUUCUCUGCAGGCCAUACCUAGCACUUGCUUUAUGUUGAGCCUAGUUCCUGUCAUGCUCAUCGUGGGUGAGCAGAAACCCCAGGCCACUAUCCAACCAUGAGCCUCCCCUGUCGCAUCCGUGCCACAGUCUCUCCAGCAUCUGCUGUAUGCCUUGCUGGGUGGAUAUUUACUACCAGCCACCAGGGACACCCGGCCCUUUUGUCCUAGGACAGCCCUUAACCACGGCCUGCUCUUUCUUUGGUUGAGCCUCCCUCUGUUUAUCCAGGGGCUACUCUGACCACACAGGAAGCUGUCCUUGUUUCCUUGUGCCGGUCCUAUUUCUCAGGAUGAACAUCCUCAGUUCCUUCAGCCAUUUCUCUGGGGACUCAGUUCAGUUCUCCAGUCUUGCAGGGGGGAUCUAGUAGCUUCCUCAGUCCCCAUUUCAGUUGGUGGGGAAGAGAACAACGGGAGGAGGGCAACAGGGGAGUGGCUCCCUUGGCCAGGUUAGCAGCCUGUGCUAGGAGAGGAAAGGGCCGUGCUGUCUUGGCUCGCCUUGGCUCCCUUGCCCAGUAUCCAAGCCCUCUGCUGGCCACCCUCGCCGUGCGCCACGGCUCCAAUCCCUAUAUGAGUGAGCAGUAGAAUCACAUAGGAAUAAAAAGCCAUAGAGAACAGCGAGGCCUGGGGCUGCUCCUGCUGGUCUCCCCUUCCACCCUAACUGGCCCCUCCUCUCAGGGUGGGAAGGGACUCUGGGCCAGCACUUGCAUGUCCUCCCUCUGGCAAGAGCCUUCCCUCCCUACUUGGGCUUUAGACAUCCCAGCUUGAGAUGGUUCAUGAUCUGGGGAGGGAUGUCACUCACAGGUCAGCCUGGGGCUUGGGAGAGAGUUGAGCAAGGCCAACCAGCUUCUGGGGGCCAGAGAGUUUAGGGAAAGGGGGAGUUUUUACUACUCUGUGAUGCAGUGACACCACUUCUCUUCUGUCCUGGCCUGGAAUUUCCACUGCCCAGGGUCAUAGUGUUGGGAUAUUAGCCCAUGUGGUAGUGCCUGUGCCCUCGUCUUCCUCUGCAACUUCUAGUUACGCUGAGCCUGCCUCCAUCUUCACCCUUGGGAACAUGAGUGUCAGCACCUGGGGUCAAGUUCCAGACAAGAGCAGGAUGGGAGGGCUGUGGUUGGGGCAGGGACCUAUCUGCCAUGUCACGUGCGUGUGUGUGUGUGGAGGGGGGCGGGCAUGCACACAGAUACAACAUGGGAUGUGUACUUGGCUGCUUAUAUACCUGGUGAGGAGUUUGAGUGUGGGUGGGGUCUUGGUGGAGGCUCCCCCCUAUGUUACCCUGGCCCUGCCCUCACCUCUAUUUGUGGGGGCCAGGAGCCCACGGACAGGAUUGGGUCUAACCCAUUAGAUUUGCUCACUUGAUACCCACUGGGUUAGAAAGGAUAUAUUUGGCUACACCCUCGGUGAAAAUAUAAAUCCUACAUAGUAUGUGCUCAGUAGGACUUAGUGGCUCCAUAAAUGUCAAUUAUGGGUUGUAAUGAUUGCUCCCAUCCUUGGCUUUUGGCUUGGGUCUCUCCUGGCUCAGAUCCCUGUGGCCCUUGCUCACCUCAUCUCCACUCCUUGAGAUUGUCCUGGCCCAGCUCGAGGCUUUUGCCAUGGAGCUUGUCUGCCCCCCCAGCCCCCUAACUGUCCAUUCUCACAGAUCCCUCCACUCUCUGCACUUGGCAUGCGCUGAGAGCAGCUGGGCAGUGGGCCCUGCAUAGCCCUUAGGUGUCAGUUAAUCCAAAUCCCUUUGUUUUAUAGCCGGGACACCACUAUCAAGAGAAGAAAGGUAGUUUGUCUGGGGUACACAGCAAGGCUGCUGCAGACCAGGGUGAGAAUCUGGUUGGGAUGUGCUUGACCACCCUCUGCCCUCUCUCUGGAGAGGCUCUGGGGCCCGCUGCUCCCUGCCUGCUGUUGCUCAGGGGCUUGGAUUGGCGACAUGAACACAUGUGGCCUCUCUCGAGGCCCAUAAAGCAGAUCUGUCAGUACCUUCUUGGGUCAGGUUUCACAGCUCCCUUAGGCGUGUGACUUGGCAGAAGACCACCUGCAAUUGGGUGGCGAAUUUCUACCCAACAGUGUGUGUCUGUGUCUCUGCACAUCUGCAUGUGUGUGCCUGGGUACACGUGUGGGCAUGUGUGUUCUGCUCAGCCCAUGACUCAUCACUAAGUGGACCUCUGAGCCAUGCUCUGCUCUGUGCUAGAGUGAGUGAGUUAGGUAUGGUUGGAGUAUUGGGGAUAUGAUGAAGUGAAUUGGGCAAAGAGGCCAUAGAGGCCGACAGGCCAGCUGGCAAAGAAUUUUCUGAGCCUGGCCAAGGGGAUCCAAUCUCACCUUGACAGCGGGGACUAGUGUCAUGAGAAUUUAAGUGAGGGGUGAUGCCACGAGGCUGUUUGAAGACUGAUGCUGAGGCCUGCCUGCCUUACUGCAUGGGUGAGGGGUGGGGACAAGCAAGGAGGGGAAGGGGGUUGCAGGUGAGUGAGAGGUAUAUUAUUAUCAGGCUUGGGAACCCCCUCCUACCUCCCCUCUGCUCGCUCCCCCUGCAGCCUCAUACAGCCGUCUGCCAGCCCAGGUGAUCCUGAAGAUGCCUACUUUGAAAUCAAGGCUGGCAGCCCUGGCUCAAAGAGCCCUGGGAGUAACCUAGCCACUCUGUCCCUGGGAAUGUCAUUGGGCCUUGAGAAUUUGAGGGACAGAAAGAUGGGCAGCUGGUGGACAUUCUGGUGAGCACAGCUCCCGUCCUCAUGUAGGCUCUCACCAGGGUCGCAGUUAAAGGGCCUGGAAGGAGCAGAGAGUGGGAGUCAGGUCCUAAGUCCUUAACUUGCCUUGUCACUUUCCUAUCUUCAGGCCUCCCCACUGUCUAAUAGGGACACCAUCCUUGUCCUACUCCCCUCUCUGGGGAGGUGUGAGCUUCGAGGGCAUCUGGGUAGGAAAGCUCUGUGGAAGUGGAGGACUUGGGGCGGAAGGGGAAAAAGGAGUUGUUGGCUUCUGCUAUGGUGAAGUUCAGGGCAGAGGCCAGUAAGGCCUUCGUGUCCACUGAGGCUGAGAGAGUACUGCCCUCUGGCACUGGAUGGGCACUUGCAGGGGGUGGUAUUUGAGUCUUGAAUGACUGGCAGAGUUACAGAACUGAGGGGGUCAGCUGGAACAAGAAUUGACCCAGCCUGAGAGAGAGUCCCCAUCAAGUCUCAGAAAAAUGGACAGGGUAGCUUGCUUCCCUCUGGAUCUGGAUCACGUGUGAGAGAGAUGGGGUGGGCAAGAACCAGCUUGACCCCAGGUUGGGAAUCAUUACUUGAGAAGAUUUGGGGUGUGCUAGGGGUAGGGGGACACCAACACACCUUGAGUGGCGGGGAAGCCAGUGACUUAGGCUGCUUGUGAGUGAUAGGACCGUGGAGUGUAGUGAGCUGUGCCCAGGCCAGGAGAGGUGGCCUUUCUGAAUGUCUGAGAAUCGCCCCCUCCCUGAUGACCAUUGGGACCAGUCCUGAGACUAUGCUUUCCUACUUUCCCUGGCUCAGGCUUCCCUUGGAUAUGUAGAGACUGGAUGGGGCAAACUGGGGUGCACCUCCUAAACCUCUGCACUUGGUCCCCAUUAGCUUAUGCCCACAGCUCUGAUUCCACCUCUAACACUUUUCCAUCUGGGAAGGGUUGCUGAGCUGCUCAGACCAAGAGGCUGUGGUCAGGGAAGAGAGUGAGGCAGAGUUGGCCUCCAAAACAAGUGUCCCGUUGGCCUAGCCCUAGGAGAACAAAUGCCUUUAGAGGCUUUGCCUCAUGGGAUUGUUACCUACCAUGAUCUUGUCCGCUGCUGGCUCCCUGAGAAUUCAAGGAAACGAAGGCCCUGGCUUGGCCCUACUGUGGCCAGAUAGCCAGGGGCUGGUCCCCCAAGAUGUCCCCAUUGGGAAGAUCCCCUCUGGUCUCACACUCCUGGCCUUUGCUGCUCCCUCCUCUGGCAGCCAGCAGAGCGACCUUGCUCACUCUCUGGGGGAAGUGUGGGCAGUGCUCUUGUCUCUCCAGCUCUGUCAUUCCAUCCUCAGAUCCAGUAAGUAGGGGGUGGCAGGGCCCCUUCUAUCCACUCCCCCCCCCCACACACCUGCCCAGCUUCAAGGUCUCUGGCUCUCCUUGUACCCUGGGUCAUCUCCAAUAAUCACACUUGUAGCUGUAUUCAAGAGCCAGGAUUCUGUCUCCACCUGUUCUCCACCCCCC